CCGGCGCCGGCGCCGUUGCCACGACGAUGGAGCUCCCGGCAUGCGUCGCAGCGGCGGGCUCAUGGCGCCGGGGGCGCGGCCGCUGCUGCUGCUAGCGGUGUGGACGCUGGCGGCUCUGGCCCGGCGCGGCUCCGGGGAAGCGGGCGAUGGAGGGUGUGAGGCGGCGGAGGAGCAGCGCUGCGCGGUGGAGCGUCGGGCCGACCUCAGCUACUCCGAGUUCGUGCAGCACUACGCCUUCUCCAGACCCGUCAUCCUGCAGGGGCUCACAGACAACUCGAGGUUCCGGGCCCUCUGCUCCCGAGAAAGGCUACUGGCCUCGUUUGGGGACACCGUGGUUCGGCUGAGCACUGCCAAUACCUACUCCUACCGGAAAGUGGACCUGCCCUUCCAGGAGUAUGUGGAGCACUUGUUGCAUCCCCAGGACCCUACCUCCUUGGGCAACGACACCUUGUAUUUCUUUGGGGACAACAAUUUCAGCGAGUGGGCAUCGCUGUUUCAGCACUACUCUCCACCACCAUUUAGCCUUUUGGGUACCACUAUUGCUUACAGCUUUGGAAUUGCAGGAGCUGGUUCUGGGGUGCCCUUCCACUGGCAUGGGCCCGGGUUCUCAGAGGUCAUCUACGGCCGCAAGCGCUGGUUCCUAUACCCCCCUGAGAAAACACCAGAGUUCCAUCCCAACAAAACCACACUGACCUGGCUUCAGGACACGUACCCAACCCUGGCACCAUCUGCGAGGCCCCUGGAGUGCACCGUCCAGGCUGGGGAGGUGCUGUAUUUCCCUGACCGGUGGUGGCAUGCCACACUCAAUCUGGACACCAGUGUCUUCAUCUCUACCUUCCUCGGCUAGCCAGAGUGGGCGGCUGGUAGUCCGGGAUGUCUCGCUUCUGCAGCACAUGCGGUGAGGUCAGGCACCAGGGUGGAGACACUGCUCCAGUUCCUGCUACCCAGAGGAUAGACACCUUACCUUUCUCUUCUCAUCCACCUGGGAGAAAAGCUCAUCCAUGUCUGCUAAGUACUUGUCCUGUGAAGAACCAGGCAGCUACGCGUGGGCCGGAUGCCCCAUCCCCCUUCCCCCAGCACAGGCACGGGCACCCUCCCAUCACAGGCACACAAACACGCACACAUCCACACGUGGGCUGGGGCACCCUCACGUGCUUGGCCUCGAUGCAGGCCUGCUGGGCCCGGAUGUGGCCAUCGUCCUCAUCACCCUCAUGGUUCCGCUGGCAUUCUUCUAGCUCCCUGGGGGUCGACCAGGAGCCAAUCAGAAAUGGGUCUGGCCAGAAGAGGUCACACUCCACCCCAACCUUGGGCUCGUUCAGGUCUUGCUUCCCUCCAUCUCCUGCUCGCCAGUGUUGGCCUUCAAUAAACACCUGUGUUCUUGACUCAGA
Ailuropoda melanoleuca (giant panda) is the source of this 1388-nucleotide messenger RNA. It is a transcript of the gene JMJD8, whose product is annotated as jumonji domain containing 8. The record is from RefSeq and is a predicted model, not a curated record. NCBI's taxonomy places the organism in Eukaryota, Metazoa, Chordata, Mammalia, Carnivora, Ursidae. Gene Ontology annotation, molecular function: cis-regulatory region sequence-specific DNA binding. Gene Ontology annotation, cellular component: nucleus.